UGCCAUGUGAUCAGCUGUGUCUAGUCACAGCUGAUCGCAUCACUGAUGAUCAUUUCCCUGAUGAUCAGUGUAGUCCCAUCAGUGCCACCUGUCAAUGUCCAUCAAUGCCAGCUGUCAGUGCCCAUCAAUGCCACCUGUCAGUGCCCAUCAGAGCAUAUCAAUGCCACAUAUCAGUGCCUACCAGUGCAAAUCAAUGACACAUAUCAGUGCCCAUCUGAGCUGCCUUUCAGUGCCAACUAUCAGUGUCAGUCAGUGCCACCUAUCAGU
This is a messenger RNA of Staurois parvus, 267 nucleotides long. Lineage: Eukaryota; Metazoa; Chordata; Amphibia; Anura; Ranidae. The record is from the annotation of a GenBank genome assembly.